Planococcus citri (citrus mealybug) is the source of this 1371-nucleotide messenger RNA. RefSeq names its product non-structural maintenance of chromosomes element 4 homolog A-like. The record is from RefSeq and is a predicted model, not a curated record. Gene Ontology annotation, biological process: DNA repair. Gene Ontology annotation, cellular component: Smc5-Smc6 complex; nucleus. Lineage: Eukaryota; Metazoa; Arthropoda; Insecta; Hemiptera; Pseudococcidae. The transcript is spliced from 7 exons. Bases 222 to 1079 code for a protein of 285 amino acids.
GAAAAUCUUGGGUUCUAUUUUUCAAAAUUGAAAAAUUCGAAAUUUUUUUUAUUUAUUUUUUUUCAAAAAGCAAAAGGUUUCCUUUCGCGCUUUUCUUACUUUUUAGUUUUUUCCAUCACUUUUUUGGAUAAUUUUAAUUUAUUUAUUUUACAGUAAUUAUCUUUUGCUUCUACGUUCCUAAUUAUUUAUUAAUCUCCCAUCAGUUAUUUGAAUAUCUCACUAUGGCAGACGAAGACAGAAUCAGUAAGCUGAAGUCCCAAGUGCAGUUAUCCCAAGUCAUUUCUCAAAAUACCGAACUGACCUCAGCGCACUUGAAUAAAAUAAAAGAUAUCUGGGAAAGGCAAGAUGAUUUGGUCAGCCAAAAUGAUAAAGAUUUUACGAUGCAAGAGGUCCUGUUGGAUUUGGAGGUAUUGGAAAAAACCGGCUCCACUUUGGGACAUUACAUCAAGACUGUCAAAGCAAACACGAAUGCCUUUUCAUUGUCCGAUUUCGCCGAUAAAUUGAACGAUAAAUUUUUACAAAAUGGUAAACACGAUUGGCUCGCGUCUUCUGAAACAGCUAUCCCAAUCAUCAAUCGUCUCCCUGGUUUUCCUCUGCUUUUGGGAACUUUCCAACCAAACGCUCCUUUCGUGAUGCCGGAGAAAAAAAGGAAAGCUUCCUCUCGACAAAAAGAUGUAGUCGUUGCUAAGCAAAAAGCAGAAAAUGUUGUGAUGACAGAAAAAAACAACGAUUCUAUAGACGCGAAAGUGAAUUUCGUCACUAAGAAUUUGAAAAGAUGUUUCAAAGAAAAUGGAAAGCGACCUAUUCCGUUGUAUGAUUUCAUCAUCCAUCCGACUAACUUUACUACUACCGUCGAAAAUAUUUUCUAUCUGUCUUUCGUUAUUAGAGAUGGAUUGGGGUUAAUUGAAGUGUUCGACGAUGAUUUAUUUAUUUCACCGAUGGAACGCGAAGAACACGCAGCCAAGAAUAAAACUACGAAAAAACAGUUCAUAUUUAAUAUUACCAUGCAGCAGUGGAAGAACAAGAUCGAAGAGAAAAACAUUCAAGAACCAGCUAUCAAUUGGGCGCUCAAUCGAUAAACUACGAAGAAUUUCUAAUGCUAAUGUGAAUUAGAUGUUAUUCAUUUCCUAUAGGUACAUGUUCGAUACAUGUGUGAUCACUCGUUACGUUUUAUCCAUUAUUAUUUCGUAUGAUGAACUGUAAAUUACCAGAUUGUUUCUGCACUCCGGAGUGAUGACUGUUCCUAUUUUUAAGAUUAUAAUUAUAUGUAUUGUGAUUGUUCAUUGUAAGUGUUUCUAUGUGUGUCAAGACAUAUUGUGACUUUUUUACUUCGAAUUCAUUUUUGUAUGUAAUAAAAUUUGUAUUUUUCAA